Messenger RNA from Acinonyx jubatus (cheetah), 3200 nucleotides. RefSeq names its product LIM domain binding 2 (gene LDB2). The transcript has 8 exons. Gene Ontology annotation, biological process: nervous system development; positive regulation of transcription by RNA polymerase II; negative regulation of transcription by RNA polymerase II. Gene Ontology annotation, molecular function: LIM domain binding. Gene Ontology annotation, cellular component: transcription regulator complex; nucleus. NCBI's taxonomy places the organism in Eukaryota, Metazoa, Chordata, Mammalia, Carnivora, Felidae. The record is from RefSeq and is a predicted model, not a curated record. The coding region runs from base 1078 to 2070 and encodes 330 amino acids.
AGAAAGAGAAUCCCAAGCAGGCUCCAUGCUCUAGCACAGAGCCUGACGUGGGACUUGGUAUUACAAACGGUGAGGUCAUGACCUGAGCUGAGAUCACUUAACUGACACUUAACACUUAACUGACCUAGCCACCCAGGUGACCCAGGACUUUUUUUAAAGCUAGAGAGCACACAUCUGUCUGAGUCCUGAUGCUCAAAUCCCCCCUUAAUGGUCAAACUUCCAUGCUCUACGGGGAGUGCCCAUCAGACACGGAAGAAGGGAAGCGUUUCUGCAGCCGGGCAGCAGGGGAGCCAUGAGAUACACUUACCCCACAUCCCACGCUUUCGCCCCUACCUAAGCGGCGGGAAGCAAAUCUCAAUUCAGGUCCUUGCGUUCCUCUUGCUGGUAACAAUAUUAACAAUGUAGCGAGUGCUUGUCUGCCGUGGGCCGUGCACUUCGUUAAGCCCUUUAGUUAUGGAAGUGCACUGAAUCCUUACCGUAGUGCUACAAGACAGGAAAAUGUUCCCACGUUUUGAAUACAAAAUCAGGGCCGGUCAGUGGGAAGUGACGCCUUCUAAAUAAAGUAGGGUUCAUGGAGAGCUAGGGUUGGAAGGGAGGUAUGCCCCUAUUUUGCUCUUCUGGCACGCUGGGUUUCGCUUACAAUGAGUCUUGUCACACUGUAUUUGUAUUACCUCCUUAUUGUGUAUUCUCUCAGUCAGCCGUAUACUUUUUGAGGCAGGGCUGUGUCCUUACGGUUCCGCCUGUGUCCCCACCCUUGGCACAGCUGGCCACCACACGUUUACUGCGUGAAAAAGGAAGCGAAUGAAUGAAUGCCUCUUCGGCACCUGGUACCUCCUCCCCUCUCUAGAGCAGCCUUGAAAACAUCAGAGGGAAUCUUUUCGCUUCCAUUUUGUAGUGUAAUUUAUUUAAAUAUCAACAAAUGAGUCCCCUCCCUUUCAGUGCUCAUAAGGCAACUCUGCUUCUGAGGUAAGAUGGCAGAGGGAAGAGAGGCAUGCUGGGCCAUCACUCUGCCAGAGGCAGGGAUGCCUUCGUGAAUGAUUCAGGAGCGAGUCUGCAGGACUUGGAACUCCAUUCUGUAUGGAUAGCGACAACCUCUGGUGGGAUGCAUUUGCCACUGAGUUUUUUGAAGAUGACGCCACCUUAACCCUUUCAUUUUGUUUGGAAGAUGGACCAAAGCGAUACACUAUCGGCAGGACGCUUAUCCCUCGUUACUUUAGCACUGUGUUUGAAGGAGGGGUGACUGACCUGUAUUACAUCCUCAAACACUCGAAAGAGUCAUACCACAACUCAUCCAUCACAGUGGACUGCGACCAGUGUGCUAUGGUCACCCAGCAUGGGAAGCCCAUGUUUACCAAGGUAUGUACAGAAGGCAGACUGAUCUUGGAGUUCACCUUUGAUGAUCUCAUGAGAAUAAAAACAUGGCACUUUACCAUUAGACAAUACAGAGAGUUAGUCCCAAGGAGCAUUCUAGCCAUGCACGCACAAGAUCCUCAGGUCCUGGAUCAGCUAUCCAAAAACAUCACCAGGAUGGGACUAACAAAUUUCACCCUCAACUACCUCAGGUUGUGUGUAAUACUGGAGCCAAUGCAGGAGCUGAUGUCGAGACAUAAAACCUACAACCUCAGUCCACGAGACUGCCUGAAGACCUGCUUGUUUCAGAAGUGGCAGCGAAUGGUAGCACCACCAGCAGAACCCACACGGCAGCCGACGACGAAGCGGAGAAAAAGAAAAAACUCCACCAGCAGCACGUCCAACAGCAGCGCCGGGAACACCGCCAACAGCACCGGCAGCAAGAAGAAGACGCCAGCCGCUAACCUGAGUCUGUCCAGUCAGGUACCUGAUGUGAUGGUGGUAGGCGAACCAACCUUGAUGGGAGGUGAGUUUGGGGACGAGGACGAAAGGCUAAUCACUAGAUUAGAAAACACGCAAUAUGACGCGGCCAACGGCGUGGACGACGAGGAAGACUUCAACAGCCCCCCGGCCCUGGGGAACAGCAGCCCGUGGAGCAGUAAACCCCCCGCCGCUCAAGAGACCAAAUCAGAAAACGCCCCACCCCAGGCUCCCCAGUGACACUGACCCGCACCCGCACCCGCCCCCGCCGUCAGUAGGUCGUGGGGCACGCUCACGCUUGCAGAUCCUUGCUUGCAGGAGAGGAAGGAGGAGAAAUAAAAAACUCUUCCACGCAAAUACCUGUUUCUAAACCACAAUGAUCUGAGUUUGGGUUUCUUUGUUCUUUCUUUUUUUUCUUUUUUGAAUUGAGAGGAUCGUUCCAAUAAACUUCCCUGACCCUUCCCUGGAGGCCUUCACAGGUAACACAGAGAGUGGCACUGAUCUUAAUGAAAAGAGCGAAAGCUUGCGCUUCUCCGGGCUCGGUGUUAACCACGUGUUUGUUAAUUACACCCCACCCCCCCCCAACCCCACCCCGACGAAGGCCAUGUUGUCAAUACGCCCUCAGUGCUCAGGGUCUCGUUAUAUGCCGACCCUAACUACAGAUGACUUUUUAAUAUUGUAAAAUAUUUUCUGCUUUUUGACUUGCAUCUGAGAGUUUCCUGUUUCAGUAAAAAAAGAAAAGAAAAAAAAUCAGCCUUUGGACAGUAAUUUCAAUGUAUCCUUAUUAUUAUUUUUUUCCUUCACCUUUUCUUUCCUGGGGUGACAGCUAAGAGGGCCUUGCAGGGUAAUUAUUGGGUGAGCUCAUGUCAGUCGGUUCUCCAACCGCAGCUGGUUCAGUUGAGCCCAAGGGCUGAAACCAGAAAUGUCUUUUUGUCAUCGAAGACACCGAGGCAGAUUUUUAUGUAAAGACAGACACCUGGCCCCUCGAGAACCUACUCGUUUGUAAAAUUGCUGUUGAUCCAAAUCUUUUCAAGACAUGUAAUCCAUUAAUUUUGUGGGCAGGUUAAUAAAUCUGAAACUUUUUUGUGUUUUUUAUCGUAUCUGAGUUGACUGUUGUUUCUUUUCAUGGUAUAUUUCUUGUAUAAUAUUUUGUAAAGCCCUCACCUGGUUCUUUUAUGGGGAUUCUUCUUUGGGGGCAAUUCCACUGUAUUUAUGUGAAACUUUAUAAGAGAACUAAUUUUUCCAUUUGCAUAUUAAUAUGUUCUUCCACACAUGUAAAGACACAGUGGCUCCGUGUGUUAUAAAACAGCUGUAUUUUAUGUAUGCUUUACUGAUAAGUGUGCCAAUAAUAAACUGUGUUAACGACCAAA